Balaenoptera acutorostrata (minke whale) is the source of this 957-nucleotide messenger RNA. It is a transcript of the gene CMTM8, whose product is annotated as CKLF like MARVEL transmembrane domain containing 8. Gene Ontology annotation, cellular component: membrane. Lineage: Eukaryota; Metazoa; Chordata; Mammalia; Artiodactyla; Balaenopteridae. The transcript is spliced from 5 exons. Gene Ontology annotation, biological process: myelination. Bases 287 to 847 code for a protein of 186 amino acids. Gene Ontology annotation, molecular function: structural constituent of myelin sheath. The record is from RefSeq and is a predicted model, not a curated record.
CUCCGCCGCCUCCCUUGGCUGCUGGCGGCCUCCCCUCGCCCGGUCUCCUGCUCCGGGGCCCCCGCGCAGGCCGAGAGCCCGCGUGCCUAGGAGCAGGGGCGGCCGCGCACUCGCCGGAUACGCACUGCGGCCGGACGGAUCCCGGCGGGUGACCCCCGCGCGCCCUGGUCCCCGCGCCGCCGCGCUCCCCUCCCCCCACGCCGGUGUCCCCGGGCUCAGGGCCGCGCGGCCAGCGCCGACGCGCCGGGGGUCCCCGAGGCGGGGCCGGCCCGGCCGGGGCGCGACGAUGGAGGAGCCGCAGCGCGCCCGCUCGCACACCGUCACCACCACCGCCAGCUCCUUCGCGGAGAACUUCUCCACCACCAGCAGCAGCUUCGCCUACGACCGCGAGUUCCUCCGCACCCUGCCCGGACUCCUCAUCGUGGCGGAGAUCGUUCUGGGACUGCUGGUAUGGACACUGAUCGCUGGAACUGAGUACUUCCGGGUCCCUGCGUUUGGCUGGGUCAUGUUUGUAGCUGUGUUUUACUGGGUCCUCACCGUCUUCUUCCUCAUCAUCUACAUAACGAUGACCUACACCAGGAUCCCCCAGGUGCCCUGGACCACGGUGGGUCUGUGCUUUAAUGGCAGUGCCUUCGUCUUAUACCUCUCUGCCGCUAUUGUGGAUGCGUCUUCUGUCUCCCCGGAGAGGGACAGUCACAACUUCAACAGCUGGGCAGCCUCGUCGGAUGCCUGGGAAGAUAGACACCAGCAGAGGUUCCUUCCAGGGACUGUGAUGGGCCAUGAGGAGUGUGGGAUGAGGGGCUUCUACUUUUUAAUUUAUGUGCUUCUGUACUGUUUGCAUUUUUAAACCUUCUUCGCCUUCCUGGUCACCAUCUGCUACGCUGGAAACACGUAUUUCAGUUUUAUAGCUUGGAGAUCCAGGACCAUACAGUGAUUCGCCAUUUUGAGAAUUAAAAG